This is a messenger RNA of Gryllus bimaculatus (two-spotted cricket), 4059 nucleotides long. The record is from the annotation of a GenBank genome assembly. NCBI's taxonomy places the organism in Eukaryota, Metazoa, Arthropoda, Insecta, Orthoptera, Gryllidae.
AGCAUUUUAAUGACGGCAUGAUCUCCGUCGAACGAACACGGGCGACGUGUCCCGAAGGUGGUCGAAGAUGAAGGAGAAUUCAAAUGGUUAAUACGUCUCGACCAAUAGGAUAGCGAUGAGUGUCUUUUACUUCUCGGCCGUGCAGCUACGUAAGAAAACCAGGUAGAGCGCUCGUUGACGGGGGUGUUCGUUCUCGUCAGUCAACAGUGAAUGUUGUGGUUACCUCUGCGAAGUUCUGCGUUGUCGCCGCUGAAUUUAUUUUGGAACAAGUUCCUCUACCUGAGUAAUUUACAAUAUUAAAGAAAAUAUUUCUUUUGCGUGUGGACAUUAUGAAGCAAGCAACAAUUGUUAUAUGGCUUUUGCUCCUUCUUGCAUGCAUCUUAGAUGCUAAGGAGGAUGAUUAUUAUAAGUUACUGGGUGUUUCUCGCAAUGCAUCUGAACGAGAAAUUAAGAAGGCCUUUAGAAAACUUGCUGUUAAAUAUCAUCCAGAUAAAAAUAAAGAAAAGGGAGCUGAAGAGAAAUUUCAAGAGUUAGCUCAAGCAUAUGAAGUUUUAUCUGAUCCUGAGAAACGAAAAAAGUAUGAUCAGUUUGGCAAGGCAGCAUUUUCUCAAAAUGGUGGAAGUGGCAGUGGAGGUGCCAACCCAUUUCAUUUUAAUUUUGAUGACUUAUUUCGACAUGCAAAUGAAGAAUUUGGUGGUCAUACUUUUCAUUUUCCUGGCUUUGAUCACGGCCAAUAUAGACAGCAAGGUCACAAUUUCUUCAAUCUUGACGACUUCUAUGAAGAGGAUGAUGGGUUCGCAAAUCAUGGAUAUGAAAUGCCUCAUGGGUUUGGAGAUGGCAGCUCGUUUUUUGGAACUCAUUUUGGCCAUUCACAUGCUCAUGCCCAUGCACAAGCUCAAACUCAUUCUUAUGGAAAUACCCAUGAGCAUCGAUCUCAACAAUCAAGAGGUCGCUCAUGCCACACUGUGACGCAACGUGUAGGAAACAUGGUUACUACCUACACUCAAUGCUCAUAAGGUGAUCGUUUUCUUCUUUUACCACGGAAAAUUUUUUAUUUAUUGAUGAGUGUGUGUGUUUGUGUAUAUGUGUGUGUGCUGAAGAAACAUAGGUGUUUAGUUACCUUAAAUUUUCUUCUAUAAUUCUGUUUUUAAGUUUUUUUUAAAAAUAUUUUGAAUUUCAAUGUUUAUUUAGUUUCCUAGCUGGCUACUAAACCUGAACAAUGAAAAUUAUGUGAAAUGUGAAAUUGUUGAGGUUGAUCUGGGUUGUCAAUUCUGGAUGUCUAAAAGAUGAAUUUUUGUAAAUCUGCUGAUGUUGAAUUUCCGAUUAUAAUUUAAUAUGGUAGCAAUUUCAAUUUAGUUGAUUUUGUAUGCACUCGCCUGCAAAAGUUGUCUUUUACUGAAUAUUGUUUGUAAAAUGGAUUCUUUUUGCGUGAGCUGAAUGGUAAUUUUUCAGUUACUUUUUACCACUGUUGAUCUGCUAUGUUUGACCUUGUAUGGUUAAUUGCUUUCCUGGCUAAUAUUUACUUCUCAGUCUUAAUAAAUAAAUAUCCAUGAUAAGUUAUGUAAAUUUAAAUCAAAAAUUCCACAAAAUUCGACAUGACCUUAAUAUUGGCUUGCAAAAGUUUUUCUCAAAUUUGAAGGAUAUUAUAGUUUGUGUCGAGAAACUAAGCCUCUAGGAAAUUUGGCUCCCUGCUUUGCCCCUUGCCUUGUGGCAUAGCUGUGGAGGGGUGGGGGAUUGCAGGAUGGUGGAUGAUGACAGAUGAGGGUCAAUACGAGCACCAUAAUCUGUCACGGACAAGUUAUAACGUGAAAUGGCACUCACAGAUAUGAGAUUUAACCAAAUGGACUUCUAGGUCAGCAACGUGGCAAGUGCAGUCUAGAUCCAGGUUCAAACCCCAAUUGGGGUGAUUAAAGUUUGAACAGGUUGAUUGAGAUUUAAUUUCAAAUAAUUACAAGUAAUGAUGAUAAUUUUCAUUGUAAAUUUUACAUGUUAAGAAUGUAAUAUUCAAGUGGAAACAAUGACUAUUAGUGCUUAGUGAUUCAUUUUAAGAACAAAUGGAUUUCAGUGUUUGGCCAUAAUGUGGAAAGAAAGGAGCAUUGGCUAGACAUGCUAUGUGGCACUCCCUUGGUAUCAGCUCAAGGCUUACAAUUAUACAAUGCAAUCUAUAGUAUCAAAAAUGUCACCUACUAAGUCAGAAGUAAUUGACAAUUGGUUGUUGAUAAUUAUUUGUAAAAUUUUUGUUACUGUAAUCAAUGAAGAGAAAGCUAGGAAACUAGAAAUCCCUUAUUUUGUGCCACAACUACUGGGUUUGAAAGUGUGUUACAUUGGUACAAGGGAAUAUUUUGUCGCAAGUGUGUAUUACUUGAAUUGAGGAAUCCUGGUGCUAGGCUCUUGCCUUAUCCUUGCAACUAUUUGUAUUUAAAAUAUAUUUCAAGGUUCAGUUAGCUAAAACUGAAGUGUUCAGUCAUUUAAUGAAAGUUUAACUUUUAUGGUACACGGUAAUGCAAAGGUAAAACUUUUUUUGUUUGGAUUUGUAUGAAUGUAUUACACAUGUUAAUGUAUUGUAUAUAUUAAAUACACAAUACCAGUGGCAAUUCUAACAGAUAUUCUCAGGGACAAACUUGAGUAUGCAUUGAAUAAAAUGAAAUUUUAUAUCCCUGGCCAUUGUAGUUAUGAAGAGAGAGAAAAUUUCUCAAUAAGUAAGGAAAACAGAUUUUUAAUUGUAUCUGAGUAAUGGUGUUCAAGGGAAAAUUUGGCAGUGUUAAAACGAUUUUCUCAAAAGAAUAAUUCACUCCUAGAUAACCUUGGUAUCAGUGUUUGCAUUCCAAAAUUGUACCUUAUAUGUGAUUAGUUGUCAUAUUUCAUUGUAGAGAUAUUGAAAAUUGUAAAUUUGAAAUAUUGUAUAUAAUAUUUUCUAAGUACAGAUGUUGGAAAAGUGUAGCAACAUGACCAACAUUUUACACUGGAAUGUAAAUAAGUGUUGAUGUGGAUUUUUAGUGCAAUAAUUUGUUAACAAGUUUGCACUGAAUUUAUGGUUGACAAAUAUUGUUCACUAAGUAUUAUGCAAGUUGAUACAGUUUCAAGUUUAUAGACUGUUUGUAUAUAAUGUAAUGGGAAAAUGUAAAUCAAACUGUGAUAAGUUCUGUUGUAAUUAUGAUGCUCUUCUAUCUGUAAAUUUAUUGUAAAUACAAAUACAAGUAUUAUUGGUUGGCAGUAUGCUUUGAUGUUUUUACAUACUAUUUAUUUGUAAUUAGCAAGCCUUUAAUGCUUGCUCAAUAUUCAAUCUGUGCUCUUCUUAUUUUACUGUUAACCUGAUUUCAGGUUGUUGACCAAACUUAGUAUUUAUUACUAUAGAAUGUGUAAAAUGUUAUGUAUUUUUUGAGUUAAAAAUUUCAUAAAUAAUUUGUAAAUAAUCCCUUCAAUUGGUUAUCUGAAGACUUUCUUUAUCCCAAGUGAGGAAUUCAAUAAUUUGUCAUGUUCCUAAAGAGAUUCCACAAUUUGUAAAUACUGAUUCUUGUGUACUGAUCUUUUAUCUUUUUAGAGCAUGUUUAAACAAUGUUCAAUCCUGUACAUAGUUUGCAUCUAAUUAAAGAUAAGGAAAUUAGUUAAAUAUUUCAAUAUUUAGAUACUUCAGUGCCACUAUAAAAUAUGCUUCAUAUUGUAUUAGAAUAUAUUAUAAGUUUUGUUGUUGUUGUUUUGUCUCUGAUAUACUUGCUAAGUGUAUCAGCUAAUUCUGAACAUUUCUUUGAUAUUCUUUUGAUGAUGUGGCCAAUUUUCCAGUUUAGUUUUUUAUGUGGAAAAUUAAAAUAUGAAAUAGUGAGUUUUUCGUAUGUCAUUUUUCAGUCAAUUUUUGCAAUAAAUUGGUCGGACGCGACCAAAAGGAUUAAAUUCAAAGAAUAUUAAUGUUUAAUUGCUGAUACUUUUAGAAUGCUUUAGAAAAGAAAGUAUUUGCUUUCCACAUUUUGAAAGAUUUUUGAUAUGUAAAGUCCUCUGCAAAACUUUUAAUUCUGAACUGUAAUAGAUUGUUUAUGUGAAUAAAAAAAAUUGAUGCUGGACUUA